UAUUCUGCUGAGAGAUCAGACAGAGUCAUGUCGUUCUUCCACGGAUCUGAGCAAGCGGCGAGGCUUUUCCUGGCGAUGUGUGUGUGGGGAGUCUUCCUUCAGCCAGCAGAGCAGUUUCCGGUGGGAGAGGGUUUCAAUCUGCUGUUGUACCCGGUAUCAGUGAUGGGGCCGUACGGAUCUCACACAGUUCUGAUACCAUUGAAGUUUAAUGCAUAUCUACAUACUAGAGCAAUGAAAAGUGUUUGUGAGUGUAGGUGUCAUUUUAACUAUUUCUCUGCACAGAUCAGUGCUCAAAGUGUGUCCAAGCCUUUACAUGCAAGCAGUGGGUUUCUCCAGCCGGACCCCACCCCUGACGCUGCCCCUAGCCCUGCCCGUGUCCUGUCUGAAUCUUUGCCUUUGCAGGGGCAGAUGUCAAAUUUUGUCUCCUCAAACGUUCCUCUGCAGGUCUAUUCAUUUGUCCAGCAGGCUGUAAUCUCAGACUCAGGCAGUUCAGAGGAAGGAGCCGCUGCUCAGGUGAUCUAUAUGGUUCCCAUCAGCGUGGGUUCACCCAGCAUGGGUGUGAUGGAGGGCAAUCCUGGCCCUGAACCCCUGCAGGUCGUGGGCACCACCACCCCUGCUGUGGCACGGCUGGAUGCUCGGGGACAGCGGGGACAGACAGAGAUGCCCGCUCCUGGAGAGAAAGUCCUCUGACCACAAAUACGCCACAGGAAAAACACCUGCUGAUCAGAAAAUCAAAGGCCUUUCACUGAUGCCUUCUGUGCUGAUUCCUAAAAUAACUUCGGCUAUAAUUACAGCUUCAAUUUCAGCUAUAAAGCAGCUCUACAGACAAUAUUGGGUCAUUAUUCAGUUCUAAUUAUUCAGCAAGCUCAGUUGUUUCCAUACAAUGAAUAUUAAUUUUCUUUUAAGCCCCAGAUUAUGUCAUUCAAUUCUCUUUACUGUCACUGUAUUUCAGUAGCGUUCCCAACGAUCAUUGCAGUUUUAAACCCAACUCUCCUAUAAAAGUUUAAACUGCAGAAAACAAGCGAGUAACAAAGAAACACUGAGGUUUUACUUUAAGGUAACAGAGGAGGUUAAAUCUGUCUGAUUACACACACACGAGACGAAUGUUGUAUUGUGCUUAUCCUUUUUCUCUUAUUUGCCUUGGAAAAACUCUGGAGUGAGAUUGAACUGCUAAUUGUCAUUUUCAGGAUGUGAGUUACUGUGAGAACUUGGCAUUUCCUCUCAUAUGUGUGACCUUUGACCUCAGUAUCAUUUGCAUUCAGUGGAUUCGUUUAUUUACAUUAAAGUCUG
This is a messenger RNA of Cyprinus carpio (common carp), 1290 nucleotides long. RefSeq lists its product as uncharacterized. Lineage: Eukaryota; Metazoa; Chordata; Actinopteri; Cypriniformes; Cyprinidae. The coding region runs from base 28 to 690 and encodes 220 amino acids. The transcript is spliced from 7 exons. The record is from RefSeq and is a predicted model, not a curated record.